CUGAAGAUCAGUGGUGCACAAUAAACAUUGGCGGUUAUUCAACUCUACAGUAUUGUUUGUUAUUUGGAGAAAACUAGUUAAUUAUCAAAGAAAAUCCAGUCUUCCUCCUCUGCGUCUCGAAUCCAGUUUGCAUUCGAACGAUCCUUGUCUCCCGAUUUGGGAGUUUUCUUAAAUUUGGGACCUAAAUACUAUGAAAAUUCGUAUUUUCCUGUAGAACCCGAGGAAAUUUGAAGGGACCACCUCCCAAUCGAUAUAAAUUGUUUUAAUACAACUGCGGCAUAUACGUCAUGAAAAUUGCUAAAGAACAACUCACAUACACUCCCAGCUACUGGUCUGUCACAAUUAUAACCAUUUCUACUGGCUAAGUGAAGAGAACGUGUACAAGCUGUUAGAAUAUCUGAGGGGGUUCGGUAACUUACAGUGUGGAUACGUUGUAUUUUUGUCCAAUGUGAACAAAUCUAUUGGUUUGUUCGCCCAAGUAAAUGGAGAUCCUCAAAUGGACCAUUUCAUCAUAUGGGAUUACCACGUUUUCCUCAUAUACGGCGAUAUGUCCAAUUACUGGGUUUAUGACUUUGACUCACUACUGCCGUUUCCCACCCCAUUUGUUCAGUAUCUAACACACGGACUCCGGCAGAACACCGUUCUUCCAGAAGAACUACAUAGGUCCUAUCGCGUUAUCCAUGGCGUCGACUACCUAAAUCACUUUUCAUCAGAUCGUAGUCAUAUGCAGCGUGAGGAUGGCAGCUGGAUAGCACCACCACCAACUUAUGAAUGUAUACGUGGACAGAGUUCAAGUUCGUUACAUACUUUACCCUUCUACUGGGAUAUGACAUCUAAUAUAGUUGAGAACUUAUCACUGACGGACAGUGUUUAUGGGACUGUUUUAAGUGAAAGCGAGUUUUUCAAAAAAUUCUCUGGUGUUUAGCUUAUUAUCAUAACCAUUUCAUUUUAUUGACUACAACGUUUCCUUUCAGUUAACAAGAAAUAUGUUUUAGUUCUUUUUACCUACUUCUUCCAAAACAUCUUUCUAAUAUGUUAGUAUUCCAAACAAUAGUAAGCUAGUAUGCACUUUGUGACUUACUUUUCAAUGUACAUCAUUGCGAUCAAAACUGAUUUUUUGCUUCCAGUCACUACCGAGUUUUUAUAUUAUCUUAACAAUGGUACGGUAGAAUUCAAAUGCUAAUACGGACUUAGGUCUAAUGAAAUUAUUAGACACAAGGACUUCAAUAAUACACGAACAGAUGCAGAAUGGUAAGAGGUAAUUGAUCUGAAUGAAAAAGCUUUCUUAUCAUUGGGUAGUAGUGCCUUGGCUAGUAGUUUUUGAUCAAUAAAUACUAGGAGCCGUCCGUUCCAUCAUAUACGCAAAUUAGCUAACGGGCAAAUAUACUAGUAUGUCAACACCUACGUUAUUUUCUCCAGUCAAGUUUUGAGCAGCGAGAAUUUUCUGCAUGGCAGUGAACUGGGUGAAGAGCACAUUUUGACAUUUUUCACAACUCGGAAUCUGGAAUUGUCAAGAUAACAUCCUCAUUAGCAUGCCGAUAGAACGUUAAAGACCUCGACCACUUUGUUCAUCUACAUCAUUUAAACUAUGAAAUCCAAUCCACUCGUUUACAUUCUUAUUGAAUGUAAAUAGAAAUUCGUUCGUGGGCAUCUACAAAGAACUGAAUAAACAAUGUCCGACUUAGAACCAUCAACUACCAUGACUGAUGACCAACAUUCAGCCUUAUCAGUAUCCAUAUGGGAGAGGUUACAGUGAUCACCAAACCGUCAACAUCUCUAUAUAAUGGAUAAAAACUUCUCUGCACAUCCAUCAGUCGACGACAACUUGUGCCGGUCUUGAGUGUUAUAACUGCAUUUGACAUCUUAGUGGAGUCACCAUUCUGCGUAGAGAAUAAAGAAAUCAAAGUACUCGUGAGUUAUUUUAAAGACAUCUGGAGUGAUUAACUUGUAUGGAUCUAAGGCUCCGAUUCCCGAAUCAUACUAUGAAGCGCCUACAGUUUCGUUUUGGACGAUCUUCAACAAACAUUACUGUAGAGCGGUGGGAUGAAGGCUUGAAACAGCCCGUCCGAACACAAAAAUUUAUUGAUGCUCAAAAAAGCAAAUGUCUAAAUGGAUUGAAAAUCAAACAGUCUGGCAGGGAUCUAGCAAUGACGUGAAAAAAGCACACGGAGAUAUCAACACGGAUUAAAGUGGUUUUACAAGAUUAUAGGAACAGAUAGAUACGAAACUUUACUUGGUAUAGCACUCAAUUUCGACUUACAACUUUAGAUAUUAAACCGUGCUGUCAAAAUUCACAAGUGCAAAUAACAUUCAUAUCUCUAUUACAUUAUCAAACUACUUUAUGCGUGACUAUUUUCUUAUCUGCGCCUAUUUUGAUAGUCACUAUGUUGGUGUGCACCCUUUUGCCUUGAUCCUUCCAUCAUAAACGGGUCCUCCGUUUAGAAGUGUUUUAAUAAUUGAUAGUUCUGUCAACCAUGUAUUUUUAGUCUGAAGCUUUUACCUAUUGAAAAAAUUCAGUUUUAAAUUGAUGGCAAAUGACGCUCUUUCUGUUCUCCUUUGGUUUCUCCUCUUUUUCACUUAAUUAUUACAACCAUAUGAGAGGAACGACGGUUUGUACCUGAAUUCCUGUGUUCACACCACGGCAUCCAACGUAGGAGAAAACGCGCGUUGUGGAUUCCCAUUUCGUCUUUUAUAUAACUUUAUUAAGGUUCUUGUGACUAAAUGGCAAUACUAAGGCAUUCUAUUCAGGAUGUACAUAUGCCAAAAGCUACUGACCAAUUCCAAUUCUUAACAAUGAUGAGAAAAUUCAUCACUUAUACGGAAAAUUAUGUCCAGUGCUGUUUAUGUGGAUUACCCGUAGAAGAAAACAGCCAUUUCCAUUUGAUUUAAGCUGUUCAGCGAGAACUGGAUAUUACGAGAAUAAUGGGACUUUGUUUCAAUAAGUGCAUCCAACUUAUUCAGUUUAUUCUGAUUCCCAACCGGUUUUUCUGCCUCAAUUAUUCCUAAUGAAUCAAGCUGUGAGAAAUUGUUUGCAUACGACAUUCUAGCAGAACAUUUCUGGUUGAGAAAAUUGUUGGACGAUAAAUUAGCUAAGGAGCCCAACUUCUGUAAACUUUCAUGAAUUUUUGGAACAGUAGUAGCGAAAAUGGGACAGAUGCAUUAGCACAAAUGGGGAGUAGUUCGAAAAAAGAUAAAAUAAUUGAUAUUUUAUAAAAUAAAGCCUUUAUCCGCGUGUUUAUUGGAUAAUAAUAUCUCAUUUUCUAGAAAAAAGUAUAUAAUAACAAAGAACAAAUUACUAAACUUUGUAUAAACUAGAAUGAAAAUUUUAUCGGCCAAUCUAUCUGCUAAUUAUCAUCCAACUGGUCUGAAUGUUUGAUGUGACUUUUGCAGUCGUUUUUUUUCCACUAAGACGAGCAUAUCCUAUUUCUAGUAUGAUCAGAAAAGGAUAAUGUGGAUUUUUUACUCACCUUAUUUAUAAAUUUGUACAAUGAUUAACUCAUGCAGGAAAUGAGUAAUGAUAAUUUCUUUCUAGUUUGUAAUUUCUCUAAUACAGUAAUAACGUAUUUUAUGUUUG
This is a messenger RNA of Schistosoma mattheei, 3574 nucleotides long. NCBI's taxonomy places the organism in Eukaryota, Metazoa, Platyhelminthes, Trematoda, Strigeidida, Schistosomatidae. The record is from the annotation of a GenBank genome assembly.